CACUCCGCGAUUUAAAUUUUACGAGAUUGGCAGUUCUGUGAUUUAAAAACAUGUCAGGCGCUUGUUAACCUCAAAAAUGUGCAAAUUUAUUUAUUUUUAUUUUCCAUUUAUCGUACUGUUUUCUCACGUAAGGAGCGAAUUAAUUGUUAGUGCCAAAUUAUCAAAAGUAUGGGGGCCUGGACUCAAACCUCACAUUUUUACAAUGCCGGCGAGGUAUUUUUUUAUUCAAGCCGUAAAUUCAGAAAAUCAAAGUAUUUCCUCAGACUUGGGGGCAAUCUUCGACAUACACUUUGAAGGUGUAACCAAGACACAGAAGCCUUGCCGCAUUUGGGCAAACAGUCUCAAUAGGAAAGACGGUUCCUACAUUAUUAGAUAUAAGUUGUAUGAGCCGUGCUUCAGCUUAAAAAUUAAUAUACUCCUCAAUAAGGAACAUGUGGACAAGUCUCCUUAUGAAAUUCCAGAACCUGUUUAUCCAGACGAUUGUGAUUGUCCAGUUGGUGAUAUUGCCCAAUUUUUGGAAAAAUGGGAAUGUGGCAACACCCCUCGGCAAAUUCUCGCCGACCUGAAGCCCUUCCAAACAGUUAAUUGGGAUAAACUUAGGGAUAAAGUAAUUAAAAAAUUCGACCAGCCGCACUCAAUCAGUUUGUGCCGCUACGUCAUAAAAAAUAAUGAAAUUUACCGUACUUGUUACGGAAAAUACGUAGGUUUUAAGAUGUUCAUGGACGCGAUUUUGUUAUCCUUGAGCCGAAAAGUGAACUUACCCGACCUGGAAUUUUUCAUUAAUUUGGGCGACUGGCCUUUGGUGACUGAAAAAAUCGAAACAUUUCCAAUUUUUUCGUGGUGCGGAAGCACCACAAGUCUGGACAUUGUUAUGCCAACGUAUGAUAUUACCGAAUCAACACUAGAAAAUAUGGGUCGAGUGAUGUUAGAUAUGCUCUCUGUCCAAGGAAAUGUGAAAGAAUCGUGGGAAAAUAGAACAGGGCAAGCGUUUUGGCGAGGAAGAGACUCAAAUCAGCACAGACUUGAUCUGAUUGACAUUGCGAGGAAACAUCCCGAUUUGUUCAACGUUUCGUUGACGAAUUUCUUCUUCUUCAGGGACAAACAAGACGUCUAUGGCCCCAAAUCGGAACACGUCUCAUUUUUUAGUUUCUUUGAUUAUAAAUAUCAACUAGCUCUAGAUGGUACAGUCGCCGCUUACCGUUUUCCGUAUCUCUUAGCUGGAGGCUCUCUAGUCAUAAAACAAGAAUCUCAGUAUUAUGAGCAUUUUUACAACGACUUAAUCCCGAAUACUCAUUAUAUUUUAAUGAAACGAGACUUAUCAGACUUGGUUGCGAAGCUCCAGUGGUCCAUUCAGAACGACAAAGAAGCACAAAUAAUCGCCUCUAAUGGUCAAAAAUUCGCCAAUGAAAAUCUAUUACCACAACACAUUUUUUGCUAUCACGCCCAUCUAUUGCAUCAGUUUGGUACAAGAAUCGAAAGUGAAGUCAACAUUUUAAACAAUAUGGAAAAAGUUGAACAAAUAAAACAACAAAGUUACUGUGAUUGUAAAUCGAAGGUAAAAGAUGAAUUAUAAUUAAUGUUGCAAUACAGAACCACAAUGAAUUGUUACAAUAAAUAAAUUAAAAGCUCUUACUAUAUCCAAA
Molecule: messenger RNA, 1643 nt
Organism: Tribolium castaneum (red flour beetle)
Lineage: Eukaryota; Metazoa; Arthropoda; Insecta; Coleoptera; Tenebrionidae
Product: protein O-glucosyltransferase 2
Exons: 3
Coding region: 77-1573 (498 amino acids)
Cellular component (GO): endomembrane system
Molecular function (GO): glucosyltransferase activity; protein binding
Source: RefSeq, a predicted model, not a curated record